Messenger RNA from Blepharisma stoltei, 1558 nucleotides. The record is from the annotation of a GenBank genome assembly. Lineage: Eukaryota; Ciliophora; Heterotrichea; Heterotrichida; Blepharismidae.
AUGAAAAGGUGGGAAGAGCAGCAAUUGAAUAAAAUUCAUCAGAAAAGGAUUCAAUCAGCCAGACCAGUAGUUAAUUCCCAUGCAAAAUCGCAGAAGAAUUUUAAAAAAGCAGCUUCAUGCUAUGAAACAUCGCUAUUUCCAUUAUUGAAGCAGCACUCAUUGCAGCAGUAUUAUAGGGUAGGCUAUAUAUAGAAAUUGCAAGAGCUAGGGUAUGAAGAUAAUUUAGCUGAUUUACUUAAUUUGACUGAUAGAGAGCUGCAAGACCUUUUAAUACAAAUAAAGACUCUUCCAGGUCACCAAAGUAAGUUUCGAGAAAUGCUGUCAACACUUGAAAGCAUUUAUUCCCAAGAAUCAACAAGAGCUGCCUCUAUUAGCGCUCCAAUGACAACAUAUCGGCUGAUUUCCCUUGGAGAAAGUCCUCUUUUUGACUCUAAAUCUCCUAGACAUAACCUUCAUAUCCCAGCUACCGAUUCAAAAAGAGAUGAAAUCAGAAGACUCCAAGAAGAACUAGAAGAAGCCUUAGCACUUCAGGCGAAAUUAGAAUUUGACUUAAUAAAAACACAACCACCAAUACAGCUCACUAACAAAAUGCCUGUGGAGAUCAGCAGAGACAGUUUUUUUCAGACAUCUCCAUCCUUUGAAGAAUGCAAAAACCCUUCAAGACUUGACACAAAUGAAGUAGGAAAAUCAAUGGAUUCUAUGAAAAUGAGGUCAACAAUAGCGAAUUUAGAUAUCGAAGAAGUCUGUAAAUGCUAUGCUCGCGUACUAGAAAGUCAUAUUAAACAAAACUUGCCUGUUAUAAAUAACACAAUGCCAAAUUCUAUGAGAUCUAGGCUGUUAGAGAUUUUUAAUGAUGAGCCUGAAGAAGCUGAUGAAAGCUCGAUUUAUAAUUUUGCGAAAAAUUUGAUGGCAAGAGCACAGCUGGAAAAUGAAAUCCCUAUUGUCAGCUUGGUAUAUUUAGAUAGAUUUAUAGGCAAAACUGGAAUUAGAAUGAACCAAAAUACGUGGAGAAGGAUUAUGUUCAUUUCCUUUGUAGAGGCUUCUAAGGUGUGGGACGACGAAUCUUUUGAAAAUAAUAGCUUUGCAGUAGCAAUAACAAAAUAUGAUGUUCAAGAAAUAAAUACCAUGGAAUCAAGAUUUUUGACUUUGCUGGAUUUUGAGAUGAAAAUUUCAGGAGCUGACUAUGCAAAAGCCUAUUUUAUGAGAUGCAGGUCUAAUAAUUGUGUGCUUUUGAUAGUGUGUAUUUAUCAAAUAAAAUUUGGUCGAAAAUUUUAAAUAGUGUACCUUUGGUCGACAUUUCAGGUUUUUUUUUCGGUCAAAUGUCUCCCUUUCAAAAAAGUUUAGAAAGAAUUCCCUCUAUGAAAUGUUGUACUGUUAAAUUUACACGAUCAUUUGACAUGAGGCCUAUUUUAUGUUGAGAACUUAUGCGAAUGAAAAAGACAGAUCUUUUCCAUUGAAAGCUCUAGAUGUAGAAAAAGUGCUGAAUCUCCAGAGGAAUGCUAAUAAAGCUGAGCAGCAAGCUAAAGAAAGAUAUGAAGCACUGUAUAAAACUUUAUAA